AUGGUCCUCAGAGCCGAAGAUCAAGGCCAGCUUCAGCUCGUUAUGCGCGAAGAGAUCGAGGAUGAAGACGACCUCUUCGAAGUCAUCGAUAAGCUGAUUGCUCAGGGAAUUAACGCCGGUGAUGUUAAGAAGCUUCAAGACGCAGGGAUUUACACCUGCAAUGGCUUGAUGAUGCACACCAAGAAGAACUUGACUGGAAUCAAAGGCUUGUCUGAGGCUAAAGUCGAUAAGAUAUGUGAAGCUGCUGAGAAGAUUGUGAACUUUGGAUAUAUUACGGGUAGUGAUGCCUUGACCAGGAGAAAGUCCAUUGUCAAAAUUACAACUGGAAGCCAAGCUCUUGAUGAGCUAUUGGGAGGGGGGAUCGAAACUAUGGCAAUCACUGAAGCAUUUGGGGAAUUUCGGUCUGGGAAAACACAGCUGGCACAUACUCUCUGCGUGUCUACACAGCUGCCUACUAACAUGCAUGGAGGAAACGGAAAGGUUGCUUACAUUGAUACAGAAGGAACUUUCCGGCCUGAACGCAUUGUACCAAUAGCUGAAAGGUUUGGCAUGGAUCCAGGAGCUGUCCUCGACAAUAUCAUUUACGCUCGUGCUUUUACUUAUGAGCAUCAGUAUAAUCUGCUUCUCGGUCUGGCUGCAAAAAUGGCUGAAGAGCCAUUCAGACUUCUGAUUGUAGAUUCAGUGAUUGCUCUCUUUCGUGUGGAUUUUACUGGGAGAGGAGAGCUUGCGGAUCGCCAGCAAAAACUGGCACAGAUGCUUUCCCGUUUAAUCAAGAUUGCUGAGGAGUUCAAUGUUGCUGUCUAUAUGACCAACCAAGUGAUAGCUGACCCUGGUGGCGGAGUGUUCAUAUCUGAUCCAAAGAAGCCAGCAGGAGGACAUGUGCUUGCCCAUGCCGCAACCAUAAGGCUCAUGUUCAGGAAAGGCAAAGGUGAACAGCGUGUCUGCAAGGUGUUUGAUGCUCCAAACCUGCCUGAGGCCGAAGCAGUUUUCCAGAUAACUGCAGGAGGCAUUGCUGAUGCAAAGGACUGAAGUGGAAUGCCAUUCCGUGAUACUUAGAAGAAACAAAUUAUGUAAUGUUCAAUUUCCUGCAUAUAUAUAUAUAUAUAUAUAUAUUCAUAGAAUCGUAGUUUCACAUGAAGUUGUAGUGAUAUGCAGAAUACUUAGUCGUAAUGAUAUGCACCAGUAUGGUGCAAUAGCAACUUAUGUAGAAAUUGGAUGGCUUCAAUAUGGAAUUUAUCUAAAGCAGGCUUACUGAUUUACCAGAUUGCUUAUCUCAAAUGCAAAAAUCAUUACGCAUCUACUAGACU
Molecule: messenger RNA, 1307 nt
Organism: Argentina anserina (silverweed cinquefoil)
Lineage: Eukaryota; Viridiplantae; Streptophyta; Magnoliopsida; Rosales; Rosaceae
Product: meiotic recombination protein DMC1 homolog
Exons: 14
Coding region: 1-1029 (342 amino acids)
Biological process (GO): chromosome organization involved in meiotic cell cycle; reciprocal meiotic recombination; mitotic recombination
Cellular component (GO): condensed nuclear chromosome; nucleus
Molecular function (GO): single-stranded DNA binding; DNA strand exchange activity; ATP hydrolysis activity
Source: RefSeq, a predicted model, not a curated record